AUGUUUUCACCAUUGAGGCUCCUUUUCCUCCUUCUACUUGUUGCUGUGAUCAACCGCUCUCCUGUUGCAAACUCAACUCUAAGAACCCUCUCGCACAUUCAAUGGUGUGUGGCAGCUCCGGGGGCGUCAGAUGCAGUGUUACAAGCUAAAAUUGAUUGGAUUUGCCAGCAAGUACCAAAAGUUAACUGCAAACCAAUCGAAUCUGGUGGAGCCUGCUUUGAGCCAAAUACUGUGCAUAGCCAUGCAUCAGACAAAUUGUAUUGCAAACUAUGGAAGUUGGCUCCUUAUGCGAGUGUAUCCGAAUAUUCUCUACAUUGUGAAUCUCUUUACCCACGAGAUCAUAAACUACCCCUCAUGGAGUCACAGCUUGGAAUGACAAAGAUAAAGAAAGUCAUAGACAGAGGUAUGCAUCUACGAUCACCUGUGUUUUGGAUUGAUGAGGAAACCAAAGAUUAUAUAGUUCUAUGGGGAAUUAUAGGCUAUUGGGUGGUUUAUUCCAAGAAAGGUGAUGAUAACUUGUGGAAACAAAUCCCUAAAACCUCAUCUUGUUAUCACAUGGUUUACGUGGAUCACAAGCUUUACUUCUUAACCGAAUGUGGUGGUUUCUGUAUCUUCGAUUUCUCUGGUGGAUUUCCACAAGAAAUCUUUGUUAGUUCUCUUCCUGUGGAAAGAUUCGAAACUCGUCUCCGGAAUAUCCUUUAUGCGACAAAAAUUGUAGUCAGGGUAACAGGAGAAGUCCUCAUGGUUGAGAAGUUCUUGAAGAAGAGGUCGGAAACCUGGUUUUUCAAGGUUUACAAGGUUUCUCCACCAAGAUUGCCGAAGAAAAAAAAAGUGAUUGAUUCUUUGGGAGACGAGGUAAUGCUUUUUGAUCAAGGCAUCACUGUGCUCGCCAAUGACGUUGAUGGAUUGGUUAGAGAUUCAAUCUAUUUCAGCUCUAGUCAUAAAAACACACAUGAACUCUUUCUAUUUGAUCUCAAGACACGGAAGACGGAGCUGCUUCACGAAUUUGAUUCUUCUUCUAUACCAUUCUCUAGAGGUCGAUGGUUCUCACCACGUUUCACGCAUAGAUUAUGUUAA
Microthlaspi erraticum is the source of this 1077-nucleotide messenger RNA. NCBI's taxonomy places the organism in Eukaryota, Viridiplantae, Streptophyta, Magnoliopsida, Brassicales, Brassicaceae. The record is from the annotation of a GenBank genome assembly.